Aspergillus aculeatinus CBS 121060 is the source of this 1005-nucleotide messenger RNA. RefSeq names its product NADP-dependent oxidoreductase. The record is from RefSeq and is a predicted model, not a curated record. NCBI's taxonomy places the organism in Eukaryota, Fungi, Ascomycota, Eurotiomycetes, Eurotiales, Aspergillaceae. Gene Ontology annotation, molecular function: oxidoreductase activity. The transcript is spliced from 2 exons. The annotation marks the transcript as partial.
UCCCCCACCAACCCAGCCCCCGCAUCCGCCCUGCAUCUGGACCGACAAAUCCCCAUCCCCAAACCCUCUCGACCGGGCGAGCUCCUCAUCCGCGUCCACGCCACAACCAUAGUCCGGGACAUGCUCACCUGGCCCGAGACCUAUCACCACGACUACGCCAUCCCCGGCAACGAUCUCGCCGGCAUCGUCAUAGAAGUCUUCGACAGGAGCAGCAGCAGCGCCUUCCACCCCGGCGACGAGGUCCUCGGCAUGGCGCACGCCGACCGCGCCGCCACCUGGGCGGAGUACACCGUCGUCAGCGCCGAAGAAAUCACGCACAAGCCCGCCGGACUGAGCUGGGAGGCAGCGGCGGGGUUACCGCUGAGUGCACUGACGGCGUACGAGGCGCUGUUCGUGCAUUUCGGGGUGAUUGCGCGGCCUUCGAUCGAGGAUGCUGCACAGAAUAUCAUGGACAAGAAGCGGGGGAAAUCAUCCCACUCCCAGAUCUUGAUAACAGGCGCCGCCGGCGCCGUGGGGAUUCAUCUGGUGCAGCUUGCUUCCGCUGUGAAGGGGUGCCACGUCGUCGGUGCGACGAGCUCGGAUGUCCGGAACGGGGAGUUCCUGCGCGGGCUGGGGGCGGAUGAGACGGUUGAGUAUGUGGAUCUGGAGACAGCCACAAAGCAGCGGCAGUGGCAGGCGGGGUUUGAUGUCGUGGUUGAUGCGGUGGGCGGGGAGGUGUUGGCGCGGUGCUGGGGGUGUGUUAGGGUAGGCGGGGUGCUGAUUUCGGUGGAUUCGGGUAGCUUUGAUUUUGUGGAACGGCAUAAGGAGCGUGGGAUAUGGAGGGGGGAUGUUCGUGCGCUGUUCUUUGUUGUGGCGGGGGGUGGGGAGGAGUUGCGCUGGCUGGCGGGGUUGGCGGGGGCAGGGGCGUUGGUGUCGUUGGUGAAUCGGUCGUAUCCGUUUGAGAGGGUGCGGGAGGCUUAUGAGUUUGCUAAUGGAAGGUAUGAGGGGAGGGGGAAGGUGGUUCUU